Schizosaccharomyces cryophilus OY26 is the source of this 651-nucleotide messenger RNA. RefSeq names its product profilin. The record is from RefSeq and is a predicted model, not a curated record. Gene Ontology annotation, cellular component: cell cortex. The coding region runs from base 62 to 445 and encodes 127 amino acids. NCBI's taxonomy places the organism in Eukaryota, Fungi, Ascomycota, Schizosaccharomycetes, Schizosaccharomycetales, Schizosaccharomycetaceae. The transcript is spliced from 3 exons. Gene Ontology annotation, molecular function: actin monomer binding.
ACGGUCUGCGGAUUCUUCCUUUUUCCUACUACGAAACCUUCAGUUUGUGAAUUGAUUCAGGAUGUCUUGGCAAGCUUAUGUUGAUACUUCCUUACUUGGUACCGGCAAAAUUGAUCAAGCAGCCAUCGUUUCUAGAGCUGGUGAUAGCGUUUGGGCUGCUUCUUCUGGAUUUAAUCUUUCUGGUCCCGAAAUUCAGAGCCUUGCAGCUGGAUUCCUAGACCCUCCCAGUAUGUUUGGCACUGGUAUUCACUUGUCUGGACAAAAAUAUAUUACCAUUCGUGCUGAGGGUAGAUCCAUCUACGGAAAGCUCCAAAAAUCCGGUAUCAUCUGUGUUGCUACCAAGCUUUGCAUCUUAGUAGCUCAUUAUCCUGAGACUACUUUACCCGGUGAGGCAGCCAAGAUUACAGAGGCUCUUGCCGAUUAUCUUGUCGGUGUUGGCUAUUAAUCGUCGCUUUUAAAAUGGCCUCCCGUUUGAGUCGAUAUUACUUUCUUUUCCCAAGUCGUAUGAAUAACGAAAUGAAUAGUGAGUGAAAGGAUGCUAUUUUGUUUAAAAUGACCUUCGACUAGACUUUGCUUUGCGUUUUUCUAGUACUUGUAGGUUCAAUAAAUAUAGAGGAAUCGUAAGGGUUUCUUUUCUUUUUUGCAAACACA